GUGCAGGUGUCAUGUUAACCCUUUGUAGAGACAUCAAAGGGGGUUCCCUUUGUUCCCCCAAAUCACAUUCUGGACACGCCCACUUCUUCCUGGAGAUAUAAACUGAGUCUGGACAGGGAGAGCCAACAUUCUACCCAGAGGCACUUAGUAGCACAGACAUGACUUGCGACUCUGAACUUGAGCAGAUCAUCUACACAGCACUGACCCUACAAGAUGACUAUCCGGCAUUUUGCCCACCACCGAAGGACCAAGACAAAUCCAGCUCCAGCCUUUUUGGCCUGAUUCCUGAUCCUCUCCCAGGGGUGGAAAACCAGGGAAUCCUGCAGAAGACUAUAUGGGAACUUUAUUCUGUCCUUGGGAUCCCACAGGAUUCUUUUUUAAACAGAAGCUUGAAGCAUCAUGAUCUAGAACCCAACAAGGAGUCACUAUCCACUAACAAUGAGAUAUCCAAGGGCCGUAAACGGCCAUUGUAUGAAGAGGAGCAGAGGGAAAGCAAGAAGCCCAAAUUAGAGAUGGAUCACUACCUGCCAUCUGCUCGCACCAGGUGUAGGAGAAGAACCAUUUAUUCCAAGGAACAGACCCUCUUCCUACAGGAUCAAUUUGAUCUCAACCCCUAUCCGGACUUUGUGAGCAGAUGCCACAUUGCCAAGAUAACUGGGAUCCCGGAGCCCAGGAUACAGGUUUGGUUCCAGAACAGAAGAGCCAGGCAUCUGCUCAGAGCCACCGGUUCUCAGGUUCCCCAUGGAAAUACAUCACUGACUGAAGAAGAACCCAGAUGCUUCAUCUACGGAGAACCUCAAUAUCCGGAUAUGUGGGGCUAAAGCCAAACUACUACCCAAUAAGUCACUGAAGUCCUGUUUGCACUUGAGACACUUUUUAUCUGCUGAAUGAUGUGUAUAAAUAUAUAUUAAAUGAACUCUUAAACGACUUUUCAUUGGCUAAAACAGAGGCAGAUUCAGAGAGAAAGGAAAUUUUUAUUGGUCAUUUAUGUAUUGCUUUUCUAGUAUAUCAUGGGAUGUAAUAUAUAUAUAUAUAUAAUAGCUUUAUCGGCACUUCUCCUCCCUGUAUUGUAUUAUAUGGAGAACAGUUAAUGAUUUACAUCACCAUACUAAGUACUUGAUCAUAGCAGUUAAUUGGUUUUAGCUUACGCCAAUGGUUGGCAUUUAAUUAUAUAAUAUUAUGUGUUAUUAAUUUGUAAUAUAACUUGGUAUUCAAUAAAAUUGUAUCUUUUUUUAUUAUUCAU
Molecule: messenger RNA, 1243 nt
Organism: Xenopus tropicalis (tropical clawed frog)
Lineage: Eukaryota; Metazoa; Chordata; Amphibia; Anura; Pipidae
Gene: sia2
Product: siamois homeodomain 2
Exons: 3
Coding region: 159-821 (220 amino acids)
Cellular component (GO): nucleus
Molecular function (GO): DNA binding
Source: RefSeq, a predicted model, not a curated record